AUGGUGCUGCCUGUGCUGAAUCAGUGGCCUUUUUCUCUCUUGUUCCUGUCCCUAUGCUCAUUCCUAUUCUCGUCCUCUUCUCGUGUAGUUUUCUCUAUAUAUCUGUUCCCUGCUCCUGCUGGCAUCGAAUCAACUCCCAAGGAAAAUGCCUCUGAGCUCCAAAAUGGACAUAGUUCAGCAGAUGAACUCCAAUAUUCAAUGGUUGAGGACACCUUUGCAGUUCUACCUCCCAUCAAAACAUUAGAUACUCUGAGUCCCCCCAGGGUCAAGCACAAACCCACUGCAAAUCCCAGUCUGAGUGCAUCAACUCUAUCGAGUGCACGCUUGCUAGAACGCUUUACUCACUGGGCAGCCAAGACCAAUCUCAAGUUGAAGUGCUCGUCAUCAGCUCGACGUGUAUACAACAAGGUCUUUCAGUCCAUUGAGGACAAGUCUCACUCAGAGUUCAUGGAGAUUUCUAGUGUUGGACCAGAGGAAUAUGCAGCAAUAGAACAGAUUUGGGGUUGA
This is a messenger RNA of Suillus subaureus, 507 nucleotides long. RefSeq lists its product as uncharacterized. The transcript has 4 exons. Bases 1 to 507 code for a protein of 168 amino acids. NCBI's taxonomy places the organism in Eukaryota, Fungi, Basidiomycota, Agaricomycetes, Boletales, Suillaceae. The record is from RefSeq and is a predicted model, not a curated record.